Messenger RNA from Poecilia latipinna (sailfin molly), 1757 nucleotides. RefSeq names its product CTD (carboxy-terminal domain, RNA polymerase II, polypeptide A) small phosphatase like 2b (gene ctdspl2b). NCBI's taxonomy places the organism in Eukaryota, Metazoa, Chordata, Actinopteri, Cyprinodontiformes, Poeciliidae. Gene Ontology annotation, molecular function: phosphatase activity. The transcript is spliced from 13 exons. The coding region runs from base 221 to 1651 and encodes 476 amino acids. The record is from RefSeq and is a predicted model, not a curated record.
UCCCAUACGGGUAUCUGGCUCGGAGAGACCGAGCAGAGGCGGGAAAUGGCGCCUGGUAGCACAGCAGUGUGUCAUUUCGAAGACGAUCCUUGAACAGCAAAAAUACAACAGUGGGGGGAAAAGAACAAGCAGUGCCUGUGUUGUGAUGUUUAAUCUGCCUUGAGUCGUUAUUGUCACGUACAGCGGGUCACACUACACUUUACAUGUGACUGCUAAAACAAUGAGGCUGAGAAUGCGUAAGGCGUCUCAGCACCAAAAACCCGCUCUGACCAGCCGCACGUCCCGAACCAAGAGGAGACAUUCAGAGGUAGAAGAAGACCCUCCCGCCAGCGGAGGAAGGGGAAUACUAUCCACCAUCAAGAAGUUCAUCCGAGGAAAUGCUGUCAAGUUGCAACAGGAAAGCCCAGCAAAGAAGACACGCCUCCACUGCGACGUGGACAAUAACCUCAUAACCUCCACUCCCACAAACGCCAACUCCCCCCGGAGGAGUGCAAGCAGAGUAGGCAAGAAAGGCACCAUCAAUGGCCAAGCGACCAAUCAUGACAGGAAUAAGGAGAAGCCCAACGGCAGCCUGGAGGAAACGACUGCGGCUGAGAUGACCUCCAGUCCUCCCAGGACCACGCUGCUUGGGACGAUCUUCAGCCCGGUUUUUAACUUCUUCUCACCAGCUAAAACAUCCUCGGGCUCAGACUCCCCUGACCAGGCCCUGGAGGCUGAGGAGAUAGUGAAGCAGCUGGACAUGGAGCAGGUGGUGGAGACGCCCACCAGCACAGCCACGUCCACUCAGGACCUGUGCCCCGGUAACAACUUCUACUCCAGCGUAUCGCACCUGCCGCCUCUACGGCCUCCACACAUCCUUGAGGCGACUCCUACGGCAGAGGAAGAAGAGCUCGAUGCCGACGUUGACCUCCCGCCUCUGACGGCUCCAGGUUCUCAUAUGAAUGUGACGUAUGUGGAUGUUCCUCCUGCUACCGUGCCACCAGAGGCGUCCUACGAGGAAGAUUGGGAAGUGUUUGAUCCGUAUUUCUUCAUCAAGCACGUUCCUCCGCUGACAGAAGAGCAGCUGACCCGUAAACCAGCCUUGCCACUGAAGACACGCAGCACGCCUGAGUUCUCUCUGGUCCUCGACUUGGAUGAAACGUUAGUUCACUGCAGCUUAAAUGAACUAGAGGAUGCAGCACUUACCUUCCCUGUUCUCUUUCAAGAUGUCAUUUACCAGGUGUAUGUGCGCCUCAGGCCGUUUUUCAGAGAGUUUCUGGAGCGCAUGUCUCAAAUAUAUGAGAUAAUCCUUUUCACGGCUUCUAAAAAGGUGUAUGCAGACAAACUACUCAACAUUUUGGAUCCUAAAAAGCAGCUUGUGAGACACCGGUUAUUUCGUGAGCAUUGUGUCUGUGUCCAGGGAAACUAUAUCAAGGACCUCAACAUCUUAGGCAGAGAUCUGUCAAAGACCAUCAUCAUUGACAAUUCACCGCAAGCCUUUGCUUAUCAGUUGUCCAAUGGGAUUCCAAUAGAGAGCUGGUUCAUGGAUAAGAACGACAACGAGCUGCUAAAGCUGGUCCCGUUUCUGGAGAAGCUGGUUGAGAUGAACGAAGAUGUGCGACCACAUGUUCGGGAGAGGUUCCGACUUCACGACCUUUUGCCUCCUGAUUGAAACCAGCUUGCGGUGCGUCACAACGAAGCAGCAGGAUAAGACUGAAAUCAACAUGCGUGUAAAAAAGCCUCUCUUUGGAAUACAAAAUACAGCAUUGCCAUUACUU